UCAAACGUCAAUCAAAUUUGUAUCUCCAGAGAGAAGACUUUUCAGGGCGAGUGUGUGCGCGUUCACGCGAAAGAGCCGUUAAAUCCGCGUGCAUUGCCUGAAUAACUGCCAACAGUCGAUAUUAAACAAAAUUGUCAGCAUUUCUCAACUUUAACAAGAUGUCUGACGAUAUUUCAAGGGUGAAAUUUUCUGAGGACUUUAAUCGCGAGAGUUUACAGCUCAACCAACAUUUAGAGAAAAUGACUGAGGAAAUGGAAAACAUUUCAGUGAAGUUGUCAUGGAUGGCCUAUGAUAUGGUCGUCCUGCGCACCAGUCCUGAUCUUUCUGAAUCCAUUAGGAGUCUCGAGGAUGAGUUCCUAAAAUGCAAAGCUGUUAUCUGUGGUCCUACAGUUGGACAAGAUCAAGAAUUUCACCCUGUUGAUGAAGACCAGAAUACCACCCAACAAUAAAUCAUUUUUAAAUGUUGAUUAGUUAAACUCCUAUGCAACUACAUUAGCAGGAGUGCUGUAUUUGAUUCAUUGUUAUCUGAGAUUAUUUUGUGUCCUGACAUAUCAAUAAAAUGUUGCCACAAAACAAA
Molecule: messenger RNA, 577 nt
Organism: Misgurnus anguillicaudatus (oriental weatherfish)
Lineage: Eukaryota; Metazoa; Chordata; Actinopteri; Cypriniformes; Cobitidae
Gene: syce3
Product: synaptonemal complex central element protein 3
Biological process (GO): spermatogenesis; reciprocal meiotic recombination; synaptonemal complex assembly
Source: RefSeq, a predicted model, not a curated record